Molecule: messenger RNA, 1104 nt
Organism: Fonsecaea multimorphosa CBS 102226
Lineage: Eukaryota; Fungi; Ascomycota; Eurotiomycetes; Chaetothyriales; Herpotrichiellaceae
Exons: 2
Coding region: 1-1104 (367 amino acids)
Molecular function (GO): dioxygenase activity
Source: RefSeq, a predicted model, not a curated record
AUGGCAGCACAAGUGACUCCCGAAGCACUGACUGCGCCAACACAAACAUUUGACAAUGCUCCACCGUUCCCAGAGGAUGUUCCGACCGCACCUCUUCUACGCCUGUCUCUGGCUAAACUCCUCGAACGGGAUCCUGAAGAGGUCAUUCGUUUCGUGCGAGCCUGCGAGGACCUCGGAUUCUUCUAUUUAGACUUAAGUGGCCCAGGAGACUCUCUGCUUGCCGAUGCAGACCAGCUUUUCAAAGUCGGCGUGGAGUUGUUUGAGCUCCCACUGGACGAGAAAAAGAAGUACGAUUUCCAGCAAAAGAAGUCGUACUUUGGCUACAAAGGUUUUGGUGCCAACGUGGUUGACCGGGAUGGUAAUCUCGAUCGCAACGAGUUCUACAAUGUGUCCAAAGAUGAUAUGUUUGGGCUCAUGGAUCCGCUCCCCGCUCCGGAAGUCCUCGAUUCACAACGGCCCCUUCUGAAGUCGUUCAUGUCAUCAGCUCACAGCAUUGUUACACUAGUCCUGGGAUUGCUUAACGACCACCUUAAACUACCACCCAACACUUUGCAAGACAUGCACCGCCUCGUCGAGGGCCAUUCAGGAGAUCAAAUCCGCUUCAUCAAAGCUCCGCCACAGCCCAUGGACGACCGGCGAACAGCUCUGGGUGAGCAUACCGACUUCGGAAGUGUGACGGUCCUCUUCAAUCGUUUGGGUGGUCUGCAGGUCCUUCCGCCUGGACGCGACGCACAAUGGUGCUAUGUCAAACCCCUCCCAAAUCACGCCAUUAUCAACCUGGGCGAUGCAAUGGUGAAGUUCACAAACGGUCUUCUUAGAUCUAACAUACAUCGCGUGGUUUCCCCGCCGGGCGAGCAGGCAAACCACACCAGAUACUCCCUGGUAUACUUCAACCGACCGGAGAAUGAUGUGAUGCUGAAGCGGUUGGAGGGAAGCGAGAUGAUUCCUCCAUUAGAGAAGGACGCGGUUGAAGAGCAGAUCAACAGCAAAGAUUGGAUCAUAAGAAGAGCACUGGGACACCGGAUUGAACUGUUCGGCAAGGAUGCCUCGAAUUUUGACAAGAUCCAAGGAACUGAAAAGAUCAGCCAGCGUGCUUACCUGUAG